Maniola jurtina (meadow brown) is the source of this 979-nucleotide messenger RNA. RefSeq names its product granzyme M-like. Gene Ontology annotation, molecular function: serine-type endopeptidase activity. The transcript is spliced from 8 exons. The record is from RefSeq and is a predicted model, not a curated record. The coding region runs from base 195 to 905 and encodes 236 amino acids. Gene Ontology annotation, biological process: proteolysis. NCBI's taxonomy places the organism in Eukaryota, Metazoa, Arthropoda, Insecta, Lepidoptera, Nymphalidae.
AGGAUUUUUAAAAAUUCAACCCCUAAGGAAGUAAAAUAGGGGUUUGCGGCCGAAGUCAUAAGCUAGUCAACAUGUAAAUCGUUCAUGGUUGCCCUAGCAAGGCGUCACAGCAAAUGGAUAAGGAAUUAAUUAGUGCUUAUUAUAUCUGAGGUAAUUAGGCAAAUCAUUCAGUGGUCUCUUGUCCUUUCCACACCAUGAAGGGUUAUAUCGCUCUUUUGUGCCUCGUAGCUGCUGUUCAGGGUCGCAACUGGGAUGCACACGGCACCCGUUUCUCCGGCAGUCCAGCCGAACUAGGGGAGAACCCCUGGGUAGUCCACCUCCGUGUGACCAAGUCAACGGGCGGCGGCCUCCUAGAGUCCUGCGUGGGGUCUCUCAUCGGAUCCUCAUGGGUGCUGACGGCUGCAAGCUGCGUACAAGACGCUCGAUUCGUCUGGAUCCGCUAUGCUGCCCUGGACCCGGUCCGUCCUGGGAUGGUGACGGAGACCAGCAUGGUGACCAUUAACCCCGGCUUCAACGUAACCAGCGGCGAGAACAACCUCGCACUCGUCAACAUCAACAGAGUUGUGGAGACCACCGAUAACAUCAAACCUAUCGCUUUGGCGGCACCCAUAGCUGACGGGGAAGAACCUCCUCACCAAGGCAGAUUCUGUGUCUACAGCGGAAGAUAUGAUGACUCCCGAGAGGUGUUACAAUGCUUCAGAGCUAACCUGGACUACCUCGACGACGGCACCAUCGUUGCUGACGAAAUGGGCAGCUUACGCUUCAAGUUUGAUGUCGGCAGUCCUUUAGUGAGCGACGGUGUGCAGAUCGGAGUUCUGUCGGGACUCACGGAACGUUGGUCGGCAUUCUUGCAACCGGCUUUAUACCGCGACUGGAUCCAGAGCGUCACUGGGCAAAGUCUGUGAAGUGUUACAGUUUCAAGACGUCUUCUUCAGACAGCUGCGGUCAUCUUUAUGACGAUAUUAUAUCGAAAAUGAUG